This is a messenger RNA of Strongylocentrotus purpuratus (purple sea urchin), 2594 nucleotides long. RefSeq lists its product as uncharacterized. The transcript is spliced from 10 exons. Gene Ontology annotation, molecular function: ATP binding; protein kinase activity. NCBI's taxonomy places the organism in Eukaryota, Metazoa, Echinodermata, Echinoidea, Camarodonta, Strongylocentrotidae. Gene Ontology annotation, cellular component: cytoplasm. Bases 1 to 2430 code for a protein of 809 amino acids. Gene Ontology annotation, biological process: protein phosphorylation; signal transduction. The record is from RefSeq and is a predicted model, not a curated record.
AUGUCUACCAUGGAGAUUUCAGUUAAUCUCACCCAAAAGAUCGAGGCUGAUACCCCUACUCAAAACGGAGACUGGCAAACCCAGAAUGGACUCAACACAGAGACUCUCACUCACGAGCCUGUAGAUGAGCAAACUCAGUGUGAUAAGGAUUCAGCCGUGGUCCACAUUCAGCUAGAGGCUGAGCCCCCUACUCAACGCGGAGACUGCCAAACUCAGACUGGGCUCAAAACAGAGACUCUCACUUAUGAGCCUGUGGAAGAACAGACUCAGUCUAAUACAGUCUCAACAGAGGCUCGCACUCUGAAGACCGAGGCUGAGCCCCCGACUCCACGUGGAGAUGAAGAAAUUCAGACCCCGGAGAAAGCGUCAUUGAUUGACGCCCGACCCAGUCCGGAGACACUGAGUUUCAGACUCAAGAUCACAUGGAAAAGCAGAAGCGCAAUCAGCGGAGUACCAGCUGAUACCUCCCCUGAAGUCCUGGCUAUGAUUCUUCUUGAACGAUGGCAGGAGAAGGAGGCAGAGACCAAGCGCCUCAGAAAAUAUCUCAUAAGCACUGAUAAGGAAAAGACCACAGCACAGGCCCAAGUUAAGAACUUGAUCACCGCGGCUUGUUCCAUCUCCGAGGCAACUGAGGACUCCACCCCAGAGGAUGCGGCUGAGAAGCUCCUCGAGGCACGACAGGUUCUCGACGUUCGGCGUUCCGAGAGCACUGCAAAUUGGAGAGAGAGAUUUAGAACCAUGAAAAACAAAAUGGACCUCCAGAUCAAGACCUUGGCCGAUCCAAUCAAGCUGAUCACAGAUAGCAUGGAUGCUAUCCAGUCCCCAAAGGUCCUGGCCCAGAACCUCACACAAGCUUGGGACCAGGUCCAGGCUCAGAAUGACGAACUUGAACUAGAUUUGAUGACGGCCACGGAUCGGGUCAAACAACUUGAGAUGAAAUUGGAAGCUCAAGCACAGGACGCCAAGUGCCUCGCCAUCGAUGUCGGCGCCUGCCUCGCACCCGAUAUCAACCACUCUGAUGUCGUCGUCGAGCUCAGGUGGUCUUUCGACGACCUCCAGAAGGAGAUCGCGGCAAAAGAAGAGCAGAUUGAGGAUCUUCUGCUCAAGCUGAAGUCUCUGACGUCAUCUCUGGAUGACCUCCAACCCCUCCUUGCUGCCGAGCCCAAGAAGAAAGGCAAGAAGAGGAGCAAGAAACUGCGCCUGAAAUGGUGGAAGAGGGCGCCUGAACAACAAGAGGAGUCCAACAGUUAUCUUGAGAAGUUGCAGGAAGGUCUCAUCAAACAGAAGACAACCAUGAGUCUUCUCGAGGCCAAGAUGACCAUACUGGCGGAUCAGAUAAAGAAGGAGAAAGAUUGUCUGGAAAGACAGAAGGCUUUAAGGGCUGAGCUCCAAAACGACGUCAAACUCCUGCAAUUUGACAACCAAAAGAAAGAGACCCUAAUCCAAAGUCUCCGGGACCUUGUCGAAACCCUGCAGAAGAACUGCUUGAACAAAAACAGGGGCGCUACUCGGUUCCAAGCGAGAAACGCGGCUAAUCAUGCAACCGUUGCCUCAAUGUCAACCAUCAAAUGCGAGGUCCUAGAUAUCAAUGACAUCCUGCCUUUCUCAGGUAACCAGAAACCAGGUGACCUUAGCAACAUGCCUGUCCUCGGCGAAGGCACCUACGGCAAGGUAUACCUUGGUCGCCAUGGUGAUGACCUUCGACCCAUCGCCAUCAAGCAGCCAGUGUUGCAUUCAGGCUACCGCAGGGACAUGCUGCAGCAAGAGAAGCUGCUGAUGAAUGGAAGAGCCACGAAGGAGUCCAUGUUGCAGCAAUUGCUGUCAGGGUCACCCUACUUCCCCAAGAUGAUUGGGAUGGUUACCAUCGGUGAUGACCUCUGCACAGUGAUGGAUUUCAUCGGCAACAAGAAGACUGGCAGGACGUACCCUCUCUACCGAGCCCUGACGCGCCGCUUCAAGUCCAACCCAAAGCUCAGCCUGACUAACAUGCUUCAGGUCUGUGAGGAUAUCAUCAAAGGCAUCAUGGAGCUCCAUCGGGAAGGAUACCUGCAUAACGACCUGAAAUCAAACAACAUCUUGCUGGAGACGCGAGGCCAGCGUUGGCAUGCCGUCAUCAUCGACCUCGGAUUGGCCAGUGCAAUGGCUCACGCCAAACAGAGGCGAUUCUCCGACAAGAGAAGGGCUGAGUACAGAUCGGGAAAGAUUUACACUUACAUGGCCCCUGAAGUUGUCCUGUAUGGAAAGCGCAACUCAGUGGCCUCUGACAUCUACUCUUUCGGAGUCAUCCUCGAGUCCAUCGCUAGAAAGAUCAAGAUCAGCGAGGUGGCGGAAGUGGCGGAGGGCUGCACCGAGCAAGAUCCACUCAAGAGGCCGCACAGCAUGGAGGAAAUCCUCCUCAAGAUGGAAGCGAUCAGUACUUCCUACUGCUGAAGAGGCUAGGAGACGGGAAUGAAGAUGGGAGUAGGAGUGGCCGAGGCAUCACUCAUUGGCCAGGACGUUGGUAACAGAUUCUGGAUGAAUCAAGAAUAGUGCGAACACCACAGCUGAAAGGACCAUCAAGAGACUGUCUUCCUCUUGCGAUCAUCAUUUAAAGA